UCUCAGGCAGCGAGUACUGCAGUCCGCAUAUCUGUUGUUGCAGAUGGGCAUGAAACUAUUGUCAAGCUAUCGAAUACAGUCUAUGACGGGUCGCUGCAGAAAUCCUUGAUUUCCAAGGCUAGAGCGUAUGCCACGCAUGGAUUGAUCCAACCCAAAGCUCCAAUCACUGUGAUCGACAACCGCGGUACGAAGCACACGUCCAGCGCAUCCAUCACGCUUCGCUGGUAUUAUGACAGUGGACUUCAAACCUUCAAGGAGACAUUCUACAUUGUUGAUCGGCUUCCGUUGCCCGAAGGAGGUGAAUGGGAUGCUAUGCUUCGUAAGGGCGUGGAGCGCAGCCCCGAGCAUUCGCCUCCCCCGGCAUACCCCUAUGUAAAUACACCGCCUCAGAACAAAGAUCCGCAACCGGGAACCCUGUCAGCGAGAGAGAAGCAGCUGAGAUACCUCAAGGAGAAGGAGGCAGAAGCACAGCGGAUUCGGAAG
Messenger RNA from Exophiala aquamarina CBS 119918, 483 nucleotides. RefSeq lists its product as uncharacterized. NCBI's taxonomy places the organism in Eukaryota, Fungi, Ascomycota, Eurotiomycetes, Chaetothyriales, Herpotrichiellaceae. The annotation marks the transcript as partial. The record is from RefSeq and is a predicted model, not a curated record. The transcript has a single exon.